UCUCAGGUCACUGAGAGAGAAGCAUUAAAACAGCUGUUGUUAGAGAGAAUCCAGUGUGCUGUGAGGAGAGUAACUGUUGAUUCUGAUUGUGGAGCAGAGAUGAGUGUCUGUAGAGAUAGAGGAGCGAAGAGAAAGAGGUGUAUAGAGGAGGAUAACCAGGUGGUUUUAGAGGGAGAAAGAGACCUUCCCAACACUGAAGCUCAGGUAGCUAAAAAACAGAAGACAGAAGAGACCCGUCCUGAGAGAAAGUCGAAGACAAUUGCCUCAAAACCAGCAGAGGAAGGAGGACGAGUUACAGAUCUUCCCAAAACUAAAGCCCGGGUACAUGAGAAAAGGAAGACAGAGACCCGGCCUAUGAGAAUGCAGCAGAGAAUCGCCCCCAAGCCAGACUCCUUUGCUGCUCGCUAUGUUACCGGGUACAAACUGGGUGAAGGAGGUUUCGGAUCUGUCUUCACUGGAACCCGCAUUUCCGACGGCCUAGAGGUGGCGAUUAAAUUUGUGAAAAAGCGAAGAUCUGACCAAUAUGUCCAGGAUCCUACAGGCAGGAUUGUGCCUAAAGAAGUGGAAAUGAUGAAGAUAAUGAGCAACCCACCCGCCAGAAACAUCAUCCAGCUGAUUGAGUGGUUCGAUGAGCCUGAGCGCAACAUUUUAAUUGUUGAGCGCCCUUAUCUUUGCGAGGACUUGAAGAGCUUCAUUUACCGCUGUGGAGGUUCAAUCAACGAACAGACAGCCAAAGCCAUCAUGGUCCAGGCGGUGCAGGCAGCAAGAACAUGCCACGAGCGAGGUGUUUUUCACCGAGACAUCAAACCGGGGAACUUCCUCAUCAACCCCCAAACCCUGGAGCUGAAGCUCAUUGACUUUGGCUGUGCCGACUGGGUGAAGUUGGGAGGAAAUAAUUCUUAUGCAGGCACCCGAGUGUACUGCCCCCCAGAGUAUCUGAUAAAGAGGAGGUACCACGCCAAGCCUGCAACAGUCUGGUCUCUUGGAGUCAUGCUGUACAGGAUGGUUUGUGGAUGCCAGCCCUUCAAAAACAAUCAGGAAAUCUGCCAGGGCCUCACGGACAUCAGAGGAUGCCUGUCUUACGAAUGCUGUGAUCUGAUCAGGUGGCUUCUGUGGCACAAUCCAAACAAGAGGCCCUGUUUUGGACAGAUCCUGAAUCACAGCUGGUUCUAUGAAUGCCAUGCCUAAGAUCAGGUUGUGAAAAGGGAUGGAUCCCUGCGGUGAUCUGCUGAAGGAAGCCACAGCAUCGUUUACAAAGACAAUGAGUUUAGAGUUUAGUCUGUAGUGUUAAAAUUAGUGUAUAAGCCAGAAAAGGGGUGUUAGAGUUUAGAAACAGUUGAGUGUAGAAGUUGAGUUAUCCGUUGUCGACCAGAGGAGGAUGGGUUCCUCUUUAGAGUCUUGGUUCCCCCAAGGUUUCUUCCUCUUAACUUGAGGGAGUUUUUCCUUGCCACUGUCGCCUUUGUGCUUACUCUAAAGAGGCUCGGACACGGAUCAACCAACUGAUUAGUGUAGGAGAAAAAAAACUUGUAAGGAAAAUGGCUUUUACUGUUUCAUGGAAACUCAGAAAAUAAACAGUAAAACUCUG
Molecule: messenger RNA, 1585 nt
Organism: Astyanax mexicanus (Mexican tetra)
Lineage: Eukaryota; Metazoa; Chordata; Actinopteri; Characiformes; Acestrorhamphidae
Product: serine/threonine-protein kinase pim-1
Exons: 8
Coding region: 100-1188 (362 amino acids)
Biological process (GO): protein autophosphorylation; negative regulation of apoptotic process; regulation of mitotic cell cycle
Cellular component (GO): cytoplasm
Molecular function (GO): ATP binding; protein serine/threonine kinase activity
Source: RefSeq, a predicted model, not a curated record